Messenger RNA from Pygoscelis adeliae (Adelie penguin), 903 nucleotides. It is a transcript of the gene HAPLN2, whose product is annotated as hyaluronan and proteoglycan link protein 2. Gene Ontology annotation, biological process: cell adhesion. Gene Ontology annotation, molecular function: hyaluronic acid binding. The record is from RefSeq and is a predicted model, not a curated record. NCBI's taxonomy places the organism in Eukaryota, Metazoa, Chordata, Aves, Sphenisciformes, Spheniscidae.
AUGCUGAGGCAGCCCGGGUGUGCCCCAGCCCCCCCACACCUGCAGUACCUGCUGGAGCCCCUCCACGCCGCGGUGCACACGCAGCGGGGUGCCACGGCCACCCUGCCCUGCGUCCUGCGCGCCCUGCCCCGCAACUACCGGGUGAAGUGGAGCAAAGUGGAGCCGGCCAACUACCGGGAGAGCAUCAUCAUCAUCACCAACGGGCUGUACCACAAGAACUACGGGCCGCUGAGCCCCCGGGUGCGCCUGCGGCACAGUCACCGCUACGACGCCUCGCUCACCAUCACCGACGUGGCUCUGGAGGACGAGGGACGCUACCGCUGCCAGCUCGUCAACGGAGCAUCUCCUUCACCCUCCACCCCUGUCCCUGUCUCCCCAGGCAUCGUCUUCCCCUACCAGCCCAGCAACGGGCGCUACAAAUUCAACUACCAUGAAGUGAAGCGAGCCUGUGAGCAGCAGGACUCCCGCCUCGCCACCUACCAGCAGCUCUACAAAGCCUGGACGGAGGGUCUGGACUGGUGCAACGCUGGCUGGAUCCUCGACGGGACUGUCCACUACCCCAUCAUCAAUCCGUGCGGCGGCCGCCUCCUCCUGCCGGGUGUCCGGACCUACGGGGCCAGGGACAAGCAGAAGGACCGAUUCGAUGCUUUCUGCUUCACCUCUGCUCUUCAAGGCCAGGUCUACUUUAUCAGGGGCCACCUGAACUUCAAGGAGGCCGGGCAAGCGUGCCGCAACAACGGGGCUGCCAUCGCCAAAGUGGGGCAGCUUUACUCGGCCUGGAAGUUUUCCCAGCUGGAUCGCUGUGACGGGGGGUGGCUGGCAGAUGGCAGCGUGCGGUACCCCAUCACCACCCCCCGCGAGCGCUGUGGGGGGCUGCCGGACCCCGGCGUCCGCAGCUUUGGC